GUCCUCCCGCCCGCCUCCAGUUUCGCGAAUCUUCGGUGCCCCAGAUCCGGCUAUCCUCUCCGCUUCACAUCUCCGCCCGGCCUCGGCUCCUCCUCCUCCUCCUCUCUCUCCUCACACUGUUACUUGUACUGCCGCCACUAGCCGAGCCUGCCAUUCUCUCUCUCGCCUCCAUUCCUACACCACCAGCACACCACCGGCACCAGAGACAAAAACAACUUUGGGAGGAAAAAUAUACAGCAAAACCCUAGAUCUCCCUGCCCCCCUCGGCAUUGCUGGUUGGGCGCGCCUUUCUAUGAGCGCGGGCCACCGGUGCUGAGGGACGCACGGCGAUGGCCAACGCCGCCACCGUCAUCGCCUCCCCGGCGCCCGCCGCCGCCGCGGCCGAGCCUGCCGGCUGGCUCAUGGACGAGCGCGACGGCUUCAUCUCCUGGCUGCGCGGGGAGUUCGCGGCCGCCAACGCCAUCAUCGACCUCCUCGUCGUCCACCUCCGCGGCGUCGGCGACCCGGGCGAGUACGACCACGUCGCCGCCGCCGUGCAGCAGCGCCGCCACCACUGGGCGCCCGUGAUCCACAUGCAGCAGUUCUUCCCCGUCGCUGACGUUGCCUUCGCGCUCCAGCAGGCCGGCUGGCGCCGCCGCGCGCAGCCGGGGCAGGCGCUAGGGGCUGCCGCGUCGCAGAACACGCCGCCGCCGCCGCCCGCUCGCCGCCCAGCGUUCUCGCACUCCCACCACUCCCACCACCACCAUCGCCACGGCGGCGGCCACUAUCGCCCCGAUCCGGCGCGCGGAGGCGGCGCGGUUGCGUCGGCUGGAUCCGAUAAAGAUGGACGUGAAGCUCAUAAUCACAAGGAAGGGAAGGUGCUGAAAGAAGUGGAGAACAUGGUUGACACUAAAAGCUUGCGGUUGGAUUCUCCUAAAAUUGAUGAAGGUGAGAAAAAUUCAAAGCUGCAAGCUGUUUCCGAUGGAAGCAGCAAAGGGGUUCAAACUCCUAUAGAGUAUUCAACCAAUGAAACCAUUGAUGGCAAGACGGUUAAUUCUGUUGAAGGGCUCAAGGUUUAUGAAGGGUUGGUAAAUGUGACCGAGACAGACAAGAUUCUUUCUUUAGUUAAUGAAACAAAAGCUUCUUUCCGGCGAGGGGGUCUUGAAGCUGGGCAGACCGUUAUAAUUGGUAAAAGACCAAUGAAGGGUCAUGGAAGGGAAGUUGUUCAGAUGGGUGUUCCUAUCAUUGAAGGCCCUCCAGAUGAUGAGAAUCAAAGAGAGACAAGAGUGGAGGCGGUUCCUGGGCUGCUGCAUGAUCUGUUUGAUCGCUUGUCUCAGCAGGAAAUUAUACCUUUCAAACCAGAUUAUUGUGUUAUCGACUUCUUCAAUGAGGGAGACUAUUCUCAUCCUCACCACUCCCCUCCUUGGUAUGGUAGACCUCUUUGUACGCUCUGCUUAACAGAUUGUGAUAUGGUGUUUGGCCGAGCUAUAUCAGGAGAACGAGGUGAUCAUAGAGGUCCCCUGAAGCUCACGCUCACAACUGGGUCCCUUCUACUCCUGGAAGGGAAAAGUGCUGACAUUGCAAAACGAGCUAUUCCUGGUACAUGUAAGCAGCGAAUCCUACUGAGUUUUGGAAAGUCUGUAGCAAGAAAGCACAUUCCAGCUGAAAGUGCUCGGUUAACUCCCCCAUUGACACCUCCUAUGCUGUGGGGUCCAUCAUCAAAGCCGUCUAACAUGGCACGCCAUCCCCAAAGUCCUAAACACUUUGGAUAUGCUCCUGCUAGUGGUGUUCUUCCAGCUCCAGCUGUUGGGCCUCAUCACGUCUCUCCAUCUGAUGGAAUGCAGCCACUAUUUGUAGCCCCUGGUCCUGUUUCUGCUGCAGCCAUUCCUUUCACGCCAACUGUUCCGUUGCCAAACACAACAGCAGCUUGGAUACCAGAAGCUACUCCAAGGCCUGCUCCACCGCGAUUCCCUGGUCCUGGUACAGGGGUCUUCCUUCCUCCAGGAUCGGGCCACCCACUGCCUCACCAGAUGAUGCCAGCUUCUCAAGGUCACGGUGAACCUAACUCUCCACAGGGUUCAUCAUCUGCUUACCUGCAGAACAAGAUCGCCGGCAAGGAGAUGUCUAACGGUCAUGUUUCCCCAAAGAGCUCGCCAGCAAACAGAUCUUACACAACUGAGGAGAAAGCAGAAUGCAAUGGGAGCUCAAAUGGUGGCGGCAGCUUUGCAGAAGAAAAAUCAGCUGUAGGCAAGGAGCAGCAGAAUGGUAGUCUCAAGAAUGUUGGGAGCAGCAUGGUCCAGCCACAUGGACAUGCCUCUAAAUAGAGGGUGAGUAACAGUACAUAGACAAGAAACUGAAGAGAUCGGGAGUCUUGGAUUUUUCAGGCGGUGAUAUUGUGGGAGCAUGCAUGCAGAGCUUUGCAGAGGCCUUUCGCUGGCAACUCCCAUAACCUUGACAACAAACCUUGGUGUCAAGUUCAUAAGGAUGAAAAUGCUGUCUUAAAUUUUGUAGCUGCUCUGUAGCAAACUGGAUUUAUCAUGGCCUUAAGUUAUCAUCUGCUAUCGUUACCCGAAUGUGGGACUAGAUAUCAAUAUAUGUUCUUUGGGCAGUGAAAACCAUUUCUGAUGUAUUUUGUUGCUGGAGUCUUAAGCCAACACAUCGGAAAUGGAAAAAAUGGGAGAGAAACUUAUUGCA
Messenger RNA from Panicum hallii, 2673 nucleotides. RefSeq lists its product as uncharacterized. Lineage: Eukaryota; Viridiplantae; Streptophyta; Magnoliopsida; Poales; Poaceae. The record is from RefSeq and is a predicted model, not a curated record. Gene Ontology annotation, biological process: mRNA catabolic process. The coding region runs from base 330 to 2303 and encodes 657 amino acids. The transcript has 8 exons. Gene Ontology annotation, molecular function: mRNA binding; demethylase activity.